This is a messenger RNA of Lingula anatina, 1580 nucleotides long. Its product is annotated as thyrostimulin beta-5 subunit. NCBI's taxonomy places the organism in Eukaryota, Metazoa, Brachiopoda, Lingulata, Lingulida, Lingulidae. The record is from RefSeq and is a predicted model, not a curated record.
UAGAACAUUUGAAAUUAAAAGAUAAUAAGAUGCAUGAAUACUUAGAGUAUCCAAGAUUAUUUUCUUCCUCUCCCCACAAUUGGAGUGUACAUUACGCUCCGCCACUUGUAGAUCUUGCUGUCAAAUCAAACCUUACGCACUCGUGCCAGGAAUUAUAAGCUGGGGUAAAUCAACUUUUCUUUAAACAAUACCUUUCGCAGUGCUAUAUAUUCACUUCAAGGAGAGGGUUUGGCAAGUACACACACCGGGUUCAAGGGGUAGGACUAGGUUUUCUGUCCCAAAUAGAUAUCAUCUAUUUGACAAUGGAAUUACCGGCGGCAUUGAUAUCUAUUUUACCAAUCCUUUGGACUCUUGCAAGUGGGAGUGUAGACCCAAAGACAAUGCUCGCAUGCAAUCAAAGGGAGUUUCGAUAUAAUGUAGAAAAGCCGCCUUACGUCGCUCCCGAUGGCACUACUAUAACAUGUAAAGGAACUGUGAAAGUAUGGGCAUGUUAUGGUAGAUGUGAGACAAGUGAGGUCGGAGACUACGAAUUCCCUUUCAAGCUCAGCUUCCAUAAUGUUUGCACCUAUGGCGGUGAUGUUGUGAGACGGCGGGUUACGCUCGACUGCCCAGGCUAUCCAGAUCCUACCGUGGAACUCUUCGACGUAGAGCGAUGCGAAUGUCAAGUUUGUCGCUAUGACAAAACAAGUUGUGAAAAUAUCUAACUAAAGGAAAUAACAGAUCUUGCCUCAGUUGUCUGUGAUUUUGUAUGUUUUUAAGUGUAAUAAUGUUAGCAAUGAUAGACGGGCAAAAUUGGCCUCAAGUCUGUUAAAGGAAACGUCCAAAAUAUUGGCCAGAAAAAUGUUUAUUUUAUAGGUUUAUUUUAUGUCCAGAUUUCUCCUUUUGAGUAUCAUGCUUUCGUCUUAUUUAUGACUUUUUAAAAUGAUGCAAUUAAGAAAGAAAAACCAAGAGUGUAGAACCUAUUAGUUAUCUGAAGUAUGACUUAGAACAUUGAUAGAUUACCGUAGGGUGUGGUGGUAAAUGGCGCGUUAAAUGAGCGGCGAUGAAUGUUUUGUUUCGCCCGAAGAAAUAACAUGUUUACUAGGUGAGGCACGUUAUAUUCACGUGCUUAAUCUUACUAGAUAAAAAACGAAUGAAGUAAGGAUAAAACAGAAAGAAACAAGUUCAACUUGUCACAAGGUGCUGACAGAAAUUUAGGUGUAAGUUAGAUUCACGACAGAAUUUCUAAAUCAAAAUUGAAAAUACUCCAAGCGGGACUCGAACGAACGCAAAAUUGCCAAAUAGCCAUUUGUACAUGUUUCCCACCUUGACAGGUUAUUAACACGCCCUUGACGAAUUAUGUUCAAGUUUAGAUGUACUUGAUAACUGGAUAUACAUGCUGUACAUUGUACUUUGAUAAAUGAAUGUAGAUUGUAUUAAUGGGCUGUGUAUGUUUCUCUCUUUCAUAUUUAUUACAAGAUAUCAGUUUCUCCUUCAUAUUCUAUAAAUCAUUAUUUUGUAGUAAGUGUUCAGACUUAUUAUACACAUGAUACACAGAUACUUAUAUUUUCAAUAAAACAUGUCUUUGCAUUUGGCUUUUA